Molecule: messenger RNA, 543 nt
Organism: Laccaria bicolor S238N-H82
Lineage: Eukaryota; Fungi; Basidiomycota; Agaricomycetes; Agaricales; Hydnangiaceae
Exons: 6
Coding region: 1-543 (180 amino acids)
Source: RefSeq, a predicted model, not a curated record
AUGCUGGGAGAAUUGCAGAAGGAAGUGUUUCUUACCAACAUUGCAAGCGGAAAUAUGAGGAGACACAUGGGUGUUGCAGUGAAAGAUGAUGAAAAAGCUAUAACAGAGACCUUUUGGUACAUCCCAAGUUUCUUGGGAAACCUCUUAAUGACUAUGCUCUUUUCUGUUAUGGAUCCAUCACUUGUCCUCAUGCAUGCAAGGGGGUGGCAGAACAUGGAAAAUGUACCAACACUCCCUAUUUUUCUUUCAUGGAUUUGGCUGACAUCCCUCCCCCUGCUACUAUGUAAGCUUCUAGGAAAGCUGGUCUGCAGCCUGCCAGUCACUGGAAACUCACAAACCUUCAACUCAAAGUUAAAAAUGCUUUGCAUACAAAUCUUGGCAUGGAGGAACAUAGAUUAUGUCAAGAAAGCACUCAGCCAUGGUGUACAAAGCGGCUUUGUCUCCCCUUUUGUCAACAAGAGCCUUUAUGUAGUAAAUUCUUUCUCUCAUAAGGAGUUCGUUUGGAGCUUUGAGUAUGGCCUGAACACAAUUUUGACAUCAUAA